Molecule: messenger RNA, 2622 nt
Organism: Exaiptasia diaphana
Lineage: Eukaryota; Metazoa; Cnidaria; Anthozoa; Actiniaria; Aiptasiidae
Product: synaptotagmin-7
Exons: 6
Coding region: 351-2051 (566 amino acids)
Biological process (GO): regulation of calcium ion-dependent exocytosis; vesicle fusion; calcium-ion regulated exocytosis
Cellular component (GO): synapse; axon; membrane
Molecular function (GO): calcium-dependent phospholipid binding; calcium ion binding; SNARE binding
Source: RefSeq, a predicted model, not a curated record
GAUGCUGCUGUUUGCCGAACGAUUUCAAAGGAUCGCUCUUUUCCCCGCUUUUUCUCGAUUAUUUGUCUAUUUUUCAUCUAGAUUUUAGAGAAAUUUCCCUUCCUUUCACUUUGUCUUUUCAYCGAUUCAUMGUCCACAUCCCCAAGCUCUCCAUCUGUCAAAACCAAACAUGAAUUAAGUGAUUUCACUAUUCUUGGCGGGCUUAUAAUGUCAAUGUGAAUAAGAUGUCUUUUGGAAGCGAAGAAAAUGGAGGGAAACUCGCCGAUCAAGAAUAAUGCCCUAUUUUGUCAUCAUUCUCCAUUCGUGGUCUUCUGUGAAGGUUUGGUGGUGUAGUCGAAUAUUGUUAUAGUAUGCAAACUAUGACCCAUUCAGUUGCCUUAGUGGCCGGCUUGGCCACAGGAAUCCCAGUCAUCUUCCUUGUCUUCGUAUAUGUGACGUACUGCUGCUGUAGACGAAAACAGAAGAACGAGCUUCUACAACAAGAGCCACGCCUUUGGAGAAGAGAUGCCCGGACGCGUUCAUCACAUGAUCUUUUCAUCCCAGCCUAUGUUCCUCGAUUUGUUCAAAAAUUCGUUCAAAAUUCCUCCAAAAAUAACAGUGAAACCUCUUCGACACAGACCUCCCCGGUUGACGACAAGACAUUUUUUAGCGAGGGCUCCGAACCGUAUCGAACAGCUCCCGAUGAUAUUGGAACAGCCGAUCGAGAGUGGACUGGGGGCUUGAGUGAGCUCCAGGUCCCAGAGGURCGACGGUCAUCGUUGCUUGCCAGUACCUCGAGCGGAGAAAGUUCUGAGAGCACAUACGAACACACGCCGAAAAAAUGCAUUGGUCCCAGRUCUCCWCGCGCUGCAUCGGCAUCGAUGUCAGAUAGCAAAUCCUUUGAAUUCGUUCGUCCAAUUCCUGUUAAGCCACUCAUCACCAUAACUCGUGCCGAGUCUCUUUCAAAAGACGACUUGAAUGCCCGGAUGGAAAGUACAAAGUAUACCGCUGACAAUGAAGACGUGAGGCAGGCUCAUUCCGACUCACAAGUGUCRUACAAGAAACAAAGACAAUCACCGGCCAAAAAUGUAGAAAAUAUUAAUCAGCCUGAUCGCUCAAGAUCACAAAGUACGUCCUCUCGGAGUCAAGAAGGUCAAAGAAGUGAUMCAUCAGCCAAAAUACCAAUGAAUAUACCUUCACAAGUCAUUAGAUCAAGAAGAGGGUCUAAAGGCAAAGGAAUCCCACCUGGUAAAGCUAAUCUAGGAAGAAUUAACAUAUCUUUACAGUACAAGCAGACAACCUGUGACCUAUUUGUUAAGAUUAUUCAGGCACGUGAUCUACCCUGUAAAGACCUACGCCGCAAUACUUCAUCACCAUAUGUCCGCGUGUAUGCCCUGCCCUCUCGAAGACACAAUCAUCGAACGAACGUCAUUUCAAACAACCUGAACCCAACAUUCAACGAACUGUUUAUCAUUAGUGGACUGACUCUUAUGGAAGUCCARCAGCUGAGUCUCCAAAUACUUGUGAUUCACAACGAGAUCAUAUCAAGAAAUGUUGUCAUUGGAGAGGUGAUGGUACCGUUAGCAAGCUUAGAUCUCGCUGGAGGUGAAGCACAGAUAUGGAGAGACAUCAAACCAUACCAUUUUCAAAAUGUGCUAGGUGAGCUUCACAUCUCAGUAUGCCAUCAACCUUUAUCAAGCAGAYUAUCUGUAACCGUACUACAAGCACGAAAUUUACCAAAAAUCAGCAACUUAAAUAUUGGAGAUCCUUACGUAAAAAUAGAAUUAUUUUCAUCAAGAUCACGUGUAUCCAAGAAAAAAACCCGUGUAAAGAAGAAAACAGUGAACCCUAAAUUUGCACAAACUUUCACAUUCGACCUUGCAGCAGACGCRGUGCUGGACUUAAUGACWAUGACGUUUACUAUUAUGGUCCAGGACUCUAGCGGCUGCCACGAGCGAAUAGGGCAAGUCGUACUCAGUGCCUCCUCGGACGGACCGGAGUUCGGGCACUGGUCACAAGUCAUAGCAAAUCCCCAUUGUCCUAUAGAACAAUGGCACAUGAUUCACGAAUAAUUGAAAAACACAAAUGAGGUAGUGGCCCACGUCACAAGAGGGGGUAGGUUGGGUCGAAGUUUUUGGCCCAUGAGGGGGUAGGGGUGGAUUGAAUCAAAUGUUAAAAUCACGGAAAUUAUUAAAGACACAAUAAGAAAUAAGUGCAGUGUUUUGCGAGAAGGGAGGAUGCGACACAAUAACAAAUUAUUAUUUAUUACAAUCCUCGAAAGCCUGCGAAUUAGUCACUAGGUAUAACUCGUACCGUACGCAUCAGGAAUUACAACUGACUUCCGUGCGUUCAUAUCAGAUCGCCAAAAUUAUGAAUUUUGCGCACCUUGUGUUAUUUUCACAUACUGUCAACAUCUAUGGACGCGCGUUGUAAUGACAGCUGACCAACCUAGAACUUUGCCAGUAACUAUAAUCGAAUUCGCUAUCACACCCAACACAAUUCCAUUCGACCAUACAUAUGUAAUAUUUGUGGUCAGUAUUUAGAAUAUUUCAACUCCUUUUAUCAAUGCUUUAUUAACAAUAUAUAUGUGCUCUUUUCGAAUAUAUGAUAUCAAUAUAAUAUUGAUAAUAUUAUAAUUUAUCA